AGGCAGCAGCACAGAGCCGGCGGAGCAGCAUCCACUCAGUGCCCAGCCGCGUGCGCCAGGAUGCCUGACGCCAUGCUGCCCGCCUGCCUCCUCGGCCUGCUGGCCUUCACCUCUGCCUGCUAUUUCCAGAACUGCCCGCGGGGUGGCAAGCGGGCCCUGUCUGAUACGGAGCUGAGACAGUGCCUCCCCUGCGGCCCCGGGGGCCAAGGGCGCUGCUUCGGGCCCAGCAUCUGCUGCGCCGACGCGCUGGGCUGCUUCGUGGGCACGGCCGAGGCGCUGCGCUGCCAGGAGGAGAACUACCUUCCGUCGCCCUGCCAGUCCGGCCAGAAGCCCUGCGGCAGCGGGGGGCGCUGCGCCGCCAACGGCGUCUGCUGCAACGAUGAGAGCUGCGUGAUCGAGCCCGAGUGCCGAGAGGAGUUCCACCGCCCCGUCCGUGCCGGCGACCGGAGCAACGUCACGCAGCUGGACGGCCCCGCGGGGGCGCUGCUUCUCCGCCUGAUGCAGCUGGCAGGGGCGCCCGAGCCCCAGCCCGCCGCGCCCGGCGGCUACUAAGCCCCGACCCCAGAACCCUGAACCCGCAACUUGGACAAUAAACCUCUGCAAAAGCA
Molecule: messenger RNA, 608 nt
Organism: Cavia porcellus (domestic guinea pig)
Lineage: Eukaryota; Metazoa; Chordata; Mammalia; Rodentia; Caviidae
Gene: Avp
Product: arginine vasopressin
Exons: 3
Coding region: 61-552 (163 amino acids)
Cellular component (GO): secretory granule; extracellular region
Molecular function (GO): neurohypophyseal hormone activity; V1A vasopressin receptor binding
Source: RefSeq, a predicted model, not a curated record